AUGCUGACUCGUGGGAACCAUCCGAAUUACCUUGCUCUAAACGAUGGCUAUGAAGAUGAAGCCCCCUCUGAAGAUUGGCUAUCAAACCUAAUAGAGAAUCCGAUAGCUCAGCAUCCAGAAGAGCUUAGCCUACUGCCUCUACCGCAUACCUCUGAUCUGUCAGUGGUGACUGCAGAUACCGAUUCUUAUCUUGAUUCUCUGGAUGAAGUGUUACCUUCAGAAUCAGCCUCUCAACUACCUCCUCCAGCUACUGGUUCCCAAAUUUCCCGCCCAAAAACACUGAAAAACGACUGGUUAUGGGGUUUUCUUCAUGUUAGAGAGUUCUCUAGCGAAUGGAUCGAAAAGAGAAGCAGAAAGAAGAGGCUCAUCGAUCGCGAAAUCAGUUGUACGGCUAUUGAUAAAGCCACAGGGAAGAAAUGCAACUGGUCUACAACAGAUUCGAAGCGACAGACUUCUACCACUAAUAUUCGGCUCCAUUUGAAGGAGAAACAUGGGAUUUUACCCCCUAAUGGCCCUGAGCAAGUGAUUACUACACCUAAAUCUACUCUUCUGAGCCUAUGGGGUAGUAAGGCAAAUAUCACGAUUCAACAAAGUCUUGAAAAGAACCUUCUUCGCUGGGUUGUGAGCAGUAAGCAGCCUUUCACAGUCAUUGAAUCACCAGACUUUCAGCAACUCUUUAAGGAUAUACCGGGGGUUUCGCUCCCUUUUUCCUCUCGCCAUACCCUUCGACAGCGUCUCCUAGAAGAUUUCGACCAACAACGCGCUAAAUUGAAAGAGGAGCUUGCGGCGACGUGCAAAACAAUUGCUUUAUCUCUUGAUGUCUGGACUAGCAAGAAUCACCUACCAAUCCUUGGUGUUAUUGGUCAUUGGCUCACAGAAGAAUUUGAUUAUCGUGAGAGAGUCCUAGAGUUUACAGAGCUUCAUGGACCACACAGUGGGGAGAAUCUAGCUACGGCUAUUGAAACAUUACUUAUUGAACUCAAUCUUGAGCACAAAUUACUCUCAAUUACUGGUGAUAACGCUAGCAAUAAUGAGCGGAUGGUGCUACAACUCUUUGAAAAGUUACAGCAGUCCGGAGCGAAUACCAUAUUCUGUGGUCUAGGAAGCUAUGUGCGGUGUUUAGCGCACAUUAUCAACCUGAUCGUGAAGGAUAUCCUUUCCGCUCUCAAGUCUGGUAAUACAGAAGAGGCCACUUCUGUCUGUGAUAACCUUGAUAGAGGGGAACAUCACUCAUUCCAUACACUUGAACCACUCGCUAAGCUUCGUAUCCUGGCUAUCUGGAUCUACCGAAGUCCUCAACGCAGACAGGCGUGGAAAAACAAUUGCAAGCGUAUGAACCUUCCCGAAAAGUUCAUUCAAUAUGAUGUUGAUACACGAUGGAAUUCUACCUUCCGCAUGAUAAGUGACGCUCUAAAGUCAAAGGACCAGCUUGAGAAGUUCAUUCAUUACGAGACAGAGUUUCUACCUUUCUCGACAAAAGAUUGGGAACGACUUUCACAAAUCCACUCUAUUCUCUCAAAAUUCGAUGAGUUCACCUUGUUUGUCUCAGAGAAAAGGCCCCAGAUCAGUCUCACAGUGCCGGUCUAUUAUGAACUUCAUGAUUUACUACAUGAUGCUGCGGAGCGUAAGGAGGAUUUUGCAGACAUUGAUGAGGAUAUUGCAAGUGCGGUUAGGCAAAGUAUCAAGAAGUAUAUGAAGUACUAUACUUUUAUGGAUAUCUCUGAUACAUACUAUACUGCUCUGAUUCUGGAUCCUCGUGUGAAAGGAGACCUCCUCCUAUACGAAUUGGAAGAUAAAGCCACUAGCAGGGAGAUUCUUCAAUCUCUCCGUGAUGACCUUUAUUCCAAAUAUCCAGAGACUUCAGACCUACUUAGUAUAGCAGAGCCCUCAGAGCCCAGUCACAAGAAGCAAAAAGUUGGAAGCCGGAUGUUACGAAGGCUACAGCCUCACGAUAAGCCUCAAGUAUCUGAUAUUGAUCGAUAUUUUGACAGUGCUCGGGUUGAUGCUAGUGAUAUGGAAGAUCCAAACUGGUUAUGUGAUUGGUGGAGGGUUCAUAAACAUGACUACCCUCGGAUGGCUGCUGCUGCUAGAGAUUACCUAGCAAUCCCAGCCUCUGAAGUUUCGGUUGAGAGAUUGUUCAAUGCAGGAAGAGAUGUACUUGGAGUACGGAGAUACUCUAUGAAGGCAGAGACGAUGAGGGUUUUAAUGUUGUUGAAUGAUGUUUAUAAGUAA
Molecule: messenger RNA, 2232 nt
Organism: Penicillium argentinense
Lineage: Eukaryota; Fungi; Ascomycota; Eurotiomycetes; Eurotiales; Aspergillaceae
Exons: 2
Coding region: 1-2232 (743 amino acids)
Molecular function (GO): protein dimerization activity
Source: RefSeq, a predicted model, not a curated record